Stylonychia lemnae is the source of this 600-nucleotide messenger RNA. The record is from the annotation of a GenBank genome assembly. NCBI's taxonomy places the organism in Eukaryota, Ciliophora, Spirotrichea, Sporadotrichida, Oxytrichidae.
AUGUCAAGAGAAAGAAGUCCCAACGAUAGAUAUAUUAAUAAAGUUUCCAAGAAAGACAUGUAUGCGAGAACAUAGAUAGGGCCUAUGAUGGGCUAGGUGAUUGGUGGAAUGAGAAGAAAUUAAUCUGCUCAGAUAAUUAAUCCUUAGACCAUAAGAAAUUAAAGGUACUCAGUUGAGAUCAGCAAAUCGCCUGAAAAAGCCAAGAAUUCAACAGCACUGCUAUUUAAACAAGUUAUUCCUUAAAAGCCAUCUGGCUUUACAACGCCUCAAAUAAAAUCAAGAAAACAAUCGAUUAGGCCAUAGAGUUCAAGGACUGCUCUUCCUGCCAAUAACUUCAAAUCCCCAAAUAUUUAACCUAAUGCUGAAGCUAUUAGUCUUAUAGCUGAGCAUCAUAAAUAAUCUAAAGCAAGAUCAAGGCCGUCAUCAGCUAUUCAAAAAAAUAAAUCAUAGCUUUUCCAAAAAACAUUAAACUUCAAAGAUUCUACUCCAUUAAUGUAAACUUAAGCCUCUAAAAACUUUUAAACUUUCUAACAAUCUCCAUAAACACAAAGCCACAAUAGACCAAUGUCUGCAUUAUCAUUAUUUGGAGGAUAGUCCUGA